Acanthamoeba castellanii str. Neff is the source of this 957-nucleotide messenger RNA. RefSeq lists its product as uncharacterized. The transcript is spliced from 8 exons. The coding region runs from base 1 to 957 and encodes 318 amino acids. Lineage: Eukaryota; Discosea; Longamoebia; Acanthamoebidae. The record is from RefSeq and is a predicted model, not a curated record.
AUGGAAGUGGUGGAGUGGGUGGAGGACAUCGACGAGUUGGCGGAGCUGUUCGAGCGGCAGGAGGGGCUCGGGCGACGACGCGUGCGUGGCAUCUGCGGGCGCGUCACGAAGGGCCGGACCGAAGACGACUUCCGCCUUCUCAGCGACGGACCCACCAAACGGUUGUCGUGGGUGGUGGGGCCGGAUGGCCUCGAGCAGUUGUGUGGAAAGAGCCCGCGGGACAUGCUGCUGGCCAUCGGCAAGGACACGCCCUGGCUCCGCCGCACCCUCGACAAGGGCUAUCGGUUCAGGCUGUGCCUGUUCCCCGAGGUGCAAGCGAGGCAGGCCACAUGGGACGGAGUGCUUGAGCUCGUCCGCGAUGCAUUCCCCGAGGCCUGGCCCCACGUGGAGCCCCACGCCCACCUGUUGCCCAAGUACACGCUGGAGGAGGUGCAGGCGCGCUUCACCGAGUUCGACAUUCACGCUUCGUUUCGAGAGGGCCGGGACCAUCACCACUUCAUGACCCUCGAGCGGCUGUGCCUGUUCCCCGAGGUGCAAGCGAGGCAGGCCACAUGGGACGGAGUGCUUGAGCUCGUCCGCGAUGCAUUCCCCGAGGCCUGGCCCCACGUGGAGCCCCACGCCCACCUGUUGCCCAAGUACACGCUGGAGGAGGUGCAGGCGCGCUUCACCGAGUUCGACAUUCACGCUUCGUUUCGAGAGGGCCGGGACCAUCACCACUUCAUGACCCUCGAGCGAUAUCUGAAGUCGAGCGGGUCGUUGGGACACACGAGGGCAUUCCUCUACCACGAGGUCGGCCUCUCCCAACUCUUCCACGGCGACGGCUUCACCCGGACCGAGGACGGCCAAGUCGGCUUGAGAGAGUACCUGGUGCCCAACCGCCCACUGACGUCAUUCGCCAAGCACCGCAGCGUGGAGCUGCCCCUCGACCUGGACCAGGGGCUGCCACCCGAUGCCUGA